Clarias gariepinus (North African catfish) is the source of this 2339-nucleotide messenger RNA. Its product is annotated as heparan sulfate glucosamine 3-O-sulfotransferase 3B1-like. NCBI's taxonomy places the organism in Eukaryota, Metazoa, Chordata, Actinopteri, Siluriformes, Clariidae. Gene Ontology annotation, molecular function: [heparan sulfate]-glucosamine 3-sulfotransferase activity. The transcript has 2 exons. The record is from RefSeq and is a predicted model, not a curated record. The coding region runs from base 447 to 1661 and encodes 404 amino acids.
UUUCCUGAUUGGUUCGUUUAUGUCAACAAACUUGCAAUUAUAGAAUCCUGGAGUUCUGAUUGGUCACUGGCUCAGCCUAUCACAGGCUCCUGAGUGUUUCAGCACUUUAUAAAGGUUCAGCACUGACUCCUGAAGUGUGAAUAAACCUAGACUGAGAGAGAGAGGGAGCGCGCACGGUGUUUAACUUGUUCCUGUAGACUUUCCUCUUUUGGACAUUAUGAUCAGAAGUCGUUUUGUUCUGGAGUUGCUCCCUCGUUUUCUUCCUCCGACUUUAGACUAGUUUUUUUUUUUUUUUUGACAUUGUGCAUUUUGCGAUUUGAUUCCCUCUGAGGACUUUAAUGGCUUGUGCAUCCUGACGCACCCUCGCCCUGGAGAGCCUUCCCUCCUCCCCUGUGGUGUGAACAUGUCCGGUUGGAGCUCGGUCCACGUCGCACCCGUCCAGGCUUAUGGAAUAUAGCCUGCUCCGCGCACAUCACCACCCGUAUGCUCUGACAGCCAGUCCGGUGAGGCGGAAGCUCGCGCUGUUCGGCAUCAUGCUCGUGCUCUGGCUCUAUGUGCUGUACUCGUGUGUGGGCUCGUGCGCCACCGUGCCGAGUUCGCGCGUCGACGCGGGCAUGAGACCGGGAGUCGGGUCGCGGUUAGUCCCGCGCGCGCGCGCCUGGACGACGACAACGGGGGACGACGACGAGUACGACCGAACGGGCGUCGGGGUGUUCUCUAGAGACUUGAACCACGUCAAAAGCGACGACGGAGCGGACGUCAGGACGUCGCAGCGAGGUGCUAACGAGGUGGAGCCGGAGGAUCCGCGGGGAGAGGACGCGGGAGGAGAGCGCGGCAGGUCCCCGGCGCACAGCGGCGGCCUGUCCACGUUCUCCAACGGCUCCGGGAGCAAGCGGCUGCCGCACGCGAUCAUCGUCGGCGUGAAGAAAGGCGGCACGCGCGCGCUGCUCGAGUUCCUCCGCGUGCACCCGGACGUCAGGGCGGCGGGAGCCGAGCCGCACUUUUUCGACCGUUUCUAUGACAACGGAUUGGAGUGGUACAGAGACCUGAUGCCCAAAACCUUGGACGGUCAGAUCACCAUGGAGAAGACUCCCAGCUACUUUGUCACCCGUGAAGCUCCAGCUCGGAUCCACUCUAUGUCGCGUUCCACCAAGCUCAUAGUGGUGGUGAGGGAUCCGGUCACACGAGCCAUCUCGGACUACACCCAGACGCUGUCCAAAAAGCCAGACAUUCCUUCAUUUGAGAGCUUGACUUUCAAAAACAGGACUACAGGCCUUAUCGACACCUCAUGGAGCGCCAUCCAGAUUGGCAUCUACGCCAAGCACCUGGACAACUGGCUCCAGUUCUUCCCCAUGAGCCAGAUCCUGUUUGUGAGCGGCGAGCGGCUGAUCAGCGACCCUGCUGGAGAGCUCGGCCGUGUCCAGGACUUUCUGGGCCUCAAGAGAAUCAUCACAGACAAACACUUCUAUUUCAACCAGACCAAGGGCUUUCCAUGCCUGAAGAAGGCUGAAGGAAGCAGCAAGCCUCACUGCCUGGGCAAAACCAAAGGCCGAACACACCCCAAUAUCGACCCCGAGGUGGUGCAAAGGUUACGAGACUUCUACCGACCCUUUAAUAUGAAGUUCUACCAGAUGACUGGACACAACUUCGGUUGGGAUUGAAAAUGAACUACAGAAACUCUUUGUGUUUGUAAUGGCAAUAGAUGUGACAAUUGCUAUCUAUAUAUAUAUGUAAAUGUACAGAAAUCUAUUUUAUAAUAAUUUAUUUUUUAAUUUUUAAGCAAUUAAUUCACUAAGCUGCCUAACCAUUUUGUACAGUGCAUCAGGCUCACAUUUACACCCCCGGCCCCAUGACAUUCCUACUCCCCCUUGGCACUAUCCUCCAGACGGUUGGAUCAAUAGACCUAAUUGCUAUUCACUGUAUCCUUGAUUCAUGAUGCAUAGAGUAUCCCCCAGAUUUUUGUUUUUCUAGCAACACACACUACGAACGGGCAUUUUAUCAGUCAAGCAAUUGUGCGGUGGAAUACACUGAGGCGAGAUGUUAUUAUGCUAAUUAUACAACAUAUGAACCUGAUUAGAUCUCUCAGGUCUCACUGCAUCUCUGGAUAAUGAGGUGAAUCAAAUUGGGUCAGUGCCAGAGGUGCUGUCAUGCAGAUGCUAUGAUAUGAUAUGAUGUAAAGUGCGGUCAGAAGAUAUUACGCUUCUUCUAUCAAAAGAUCUCAAAGUGGAUCGGACCAAUCAGUGUCUAAAUCUCGUCGUUUUCAGGGUUGACCUCAAUCCAUGUUCUUGUUGCCAAAUUACCUAGCAAGUCUGAAACUUCAUUAUAAAGCCUCAAUUGUU